Messenger RNA from Lachnellula hyalina, 609 nucleotides. It is a transcript of the gene HBN1, whose product is annotated as putative nitroreductase. The record is from RefSeq and is a predicted model, not a curated record. Gene Ontology annotation, biological process: cellular response to oxidative stress. The transcript is spliced from 2 exons. The coding region runs from base 1 to 609 and encodes 202 amino acids. NCBI's taxonomy places the organism in Eukaryota, Fungi, Ascomycota, Leotiomycetes, Helotiales, Lachnaceae.
AUGUCCCCAAGCACCGCAUUCCUCGAAGCCCUCAAGGAGCGCCGCAGCAUCUACGCGCUCUCGAAAUCCUCCCCCAUUUCCGAUAGCGCCAUCCAGGACAUCGUCACGCAAGCCAUCCUGCACACGCCCUCGUCGUUCAACUCGCAGACUACGCGCGCCAUUCUGCUUGUUAAGGGCGAGCAUGAUAAGUUGUGGGAUAUUACCAAGGAGGUGCUGAAGGGGAUUGUGCCAGCGGAUCAGUAUGCUAGUACUGAGGCGAGGUUGAAUGGGUUUCAGGCUGGGUAUGGAACUGUCCUAUUUUUCACCUCCCGCUCCGCGGUCCAGAAAAUACAAGACGCAUUCGCCAUCUACGCCGACCGCUUCCCCCCCUGGGCCGUGCAGAGCAACGGCAUGACACAGCUCGCUGUAUGGACCGCGCUCGAGCUCGAAGGCCUCGGUGCUAACCUGCAGCAUUACAACCCGCUGAUCGACCAAAAGGUGCAGGCGGCGUGGGGCGUGGAUGAGGAUUGGGAGUUGAAUGCGCAGUUGGUGUUUGGGAAGAAGGAGGGGGAGGCGGCGGAGAAGGCUUUCCAGCCUAUUGAGGAGAGGUUCAAGGCGUUUGGUGUUUGA